Molecule: messenger RNA, 2646 nt
Organism: Dovyalis caffra
Lineage: Eukaryota; Viridiplantae; Streptophyta; Magnoliopsida; Malpighiales; Salicaceae
Source: the annotation of a GenBank genome assembly
AUGGAGUUUCCUUUAGAAAAACUAGUUGUCUCCAGCAGCUGUCCAAGUGAUCCAAAGAAGGACAAUAAGAACAAAGAAAACAUCAUGGAUGCAGACAAGGCUGAGUUCUUGAGGGAGUUCGGUUCCGACUAUGGUUACCCAAACGGUCCAAAAUCUAUCGACGAGAUUCGAGCCACUGAAUUCAAUCGAUUAGACCAAAAGGGUAUUGUGUAUCUAGAUCAUGCUGGUGCUACUUUAUACUCUGAGUUACAAAUGGAAGCAAUCUUUAAAGAUUUCAGCUCAAAUGUCUAUGCAAACCCACAUAGCCACAGUGAUUCCAGUUCUGCAACAUCUGACAUUAUAAGAGAAGCUCGACAACUGGUGCUUGAUUAUUGCAAUGCAUCUGCUAAAGAGUAUAAAUGCAUAUUUACUUCCGGGGCGACCGCGGCUUUGAAGUUGGUCGGGGAGGCGUUUCCGUGGAGUAGGGAGAGUUGUUUUACGUAUACUAUGGAGAAUCAUAAUAGUGUGCUUGGGGCUGCAGCAUUUGCAGUAGAUGUUGUAGAUAAUGUUAAUGGAGGUGGAGUAUCUAAAGGCCAUGAGGCGCAGGUGAAGUUAUCACCGCACUCAUUGCAAAGGAGAAAUGAAGCUAAAAUCCUAGAAGAGGAGCCUACAGCCAAUGCUUAUAACCUAUUCGCCUUCCCUUCGGAGUGCAAUUUCUCUGGCUUGAGAUUCAGCCUUGACUUAGCUAAUCUUGUUAAGGAAAAUCCUGAAAGAAUUUUGGAAGGCUCUCCAUUUUGCAAGGGUCGCUGGAUGGUCUUGGUUGAUGCUGCAAAAGGAUGUACUACACGCCCUCCAGAUUUAUCAAAGUACCCUGUGGAUUUUGUUGUAAUCUCUUUCUAUAAGUUAUUUGGCUAUCCAACUGGACUUGGUGCUCUCAUUGUUCAAAAUGGUAAGAGCUUGGUUUUGAAAGAUUUAAUGCUAGAUGUGGUUGCUUUUAAGUUCUCUAACUUUCGUUUACAUUAUUGUGAUGCUACAGAUGCUGCCAAGUUGAUGACAAAGACUUACUUUAGUGGAGGCACAGUUGCUGCAUCGUUUGCUGACAUGGACUUUGUUAGAAGAAGAGAAGGUAUUGAAGAGCUCUUCGAGGAUGGCACCAUUUCAUUUCUGAGCAUAGCAUCAAUACGCCAGGGGUUCAGAAUCCUCAAUUCCCUAUCUCCAUCUAUGAUGAGUCGGCACACUGCAGCUCUUACCAUGUAUGUCAAGAAGAUGCUAUUGGGUCUAAGGCAUGAACAUGAAGCUAAUGUUUGCACCAUUUAUGAAAAUCAUGAUUUGAAGGUUGCAACUCUCCUCUUUCAGUUAGUUUGUCAUGAAUCAGGUUCCAUAGUGUCAUUCAACUUGAAAAGGCCUGAUGGCUCGUGGUUUGGAUACAGUGAGGUGGAAAAGCUCGCUUCCUUGUCUGGAAUUCAGUUACGGACAGGAUGCUUUUGUAAUCCAGGAGCAUGUGCAAAAUAUCUUGGCUUGUCUCACCUAGAUCUUCUUUCAAACUUAGAGGCUGGUCAUGUUUGUUGGGAUGACAAUGAUAUUAUACAAGGAAAACCAACUGGGGCUGUUAGAGUAUCAUUUGGUUACAUGUCUACAUAUGAAGAUGCCAAGAAAUUUAUUGAUUUUAUCACAAGUUCAUUUGUGUCGAUGCCAAAUAAGUUGGAAAACAGGAAUAUGUUGAGAACAAAAUCCAUAUCCUCAUCAAAUGAAGGCCUUGAAAGAAAUGCUGUUUAUCACCUCAAGUCUAUAACAGUUUACCCAAUAAAAUCAUGUGCAGGAUUCAGUGUGGAAAGUUGGCCUCUGACAAGUACUGUAGGUUUGCAACAUGAUCGGGAAUGGCUUCUUAAAAGUCUAACUGGUGAAAUCCUUACUCAGAAGAAGGUUCCUGACAUGUGCUCUAUUAGUACUUAUAUUGACCUCAGUACAGGAAGAAUGUUUGUAGAGUCCCCUCGAUGUAGAGCAAAAUUGCAGAUCAACCUUAAGACAGAUUCAUAUCCUGGUGGGAUAGAAGAGAUUAAGUUGCGUGGCCACAGAUAUGAAGUCCGGCACUAUGAGAAUGAUGUUGACCUGUGGUUUAGCCAUGCUGUUGGCUGUCCUUGUACUUUACUAAGAUCUUCUAGUUCCCAGAACUACUCAUGCUUGAAUGAGGACAGAAGCAGGAACUUGUGCAGAGAUGUGGAGAGCAGAUUGAAUUUUGCCAAUGAAGCUCAGUUCUUAUUGAUAUCUGAGGAGAGUGUGUCUGACCUCAACAACAGAUUGAGCUUAAAUGCACAAAAAGGAACUCGUGGAACAGCAGUUCCAGUCAAUCCAAUGAGAUUUCGGCCCAACCUGGUUGCAUCUGGAGGUGAGCCUUAUGCUGAAGAUGGAUGGAGAAAUAUCAAAAUCGGAAAUAAGAAUUUUAUGUCACUGGGUGGAUGCAACCGCUGCCAGAUGAUCAAUUUAGUUCAUCAAUCUGGACAGGUGCAGAGGUCAACCGAGCCUUUGGAAACUUUGGCUUCAUACAGGAGAGUGAAGGGGAAGAUUUUAUUUGGAAUAUUGUUGAGACACGAGAUUCAGAGUAAGAUGGGGAUGCCUACAGAGUCAUGGCUUCGAGUGGGAGAAGAAAUUCAUCCAAAUUCAGAAUAG